Molecule: messenger RNA, 1576 nt
Organism: Acanthopagrus latus (yellowfin seabream)
Lineage: Eukaryota; Metazoa; Chordata; Actinopteri; Spariformes; Sparidae
Product: homeobox protein Hox-A7
Exons: 2
Coding region: 758-1441 (227 amino acids)
Biological process (GO): regulation of transcription by RNA polymerase II; anterior/posterior pattern specification
Cellular component (GO): nucleus
Molecular function (GO): DNA-binding transcription factor activity, RNA polymerase II-specific; RNA polymerase II cis-regulatory region sequence-specific DNA binding
Source: RefSeq, a predicted model, not a curated record
GUAUUAGAACACAUGUCAGUUAUAUUUCUGGUGAAUUCUCAGCUCGUGUGAUUGAACAUAUUUUUCCAAACGUUACUGUUCAGACCUUCAGUAACAUAAACUAUAUUAUAUUAUAAUAUAAUAUAUAUAUUUCUGAUAAUAAUCUGCGCUGUUACACUUACACACAUUAAUUAUGUAUUAUUGCAUUUUUUAAACAUGAUCACUGGAGUGUUUCUGGGUUUAGUUGUAAUCGCAGAGGAAACCAGCAGAAUCCCGUUGAAUAAGUUAUUUAUUUGUGAGGUUACUGGAUGUUUACAGCCUGUUUCCUGCUGCAGCCUCUGACUGACUGAGUGUAGAUCAUCAUUAUAACCUUUAAGCAUGUUGUUUUCACCGAGAUACACACAAUGUUUUAGAAACACAAAGCUUUUAGCGGAUUAUUUUGUCAAACAUUAUUAGAAUAAGUGACGUGAACUGCGAGCUUUAAUCACAUAAUUGUCCUCCUGAUCACCGGGACUGUGUGAUUUUCCUCUCGUGUGUGUUUCUGCGUGUUUCUGCGUGUGAAGCGUUAAUCCCACUCUGCAGUCCUGCGCCAUAAUGAAAUCCAUGUCCGCCUGCUGAUUGGACGAGAUGGGCCAGGCCCGAGUCACGUGGGUGAGUUCUUUGGUCCAGAGUAAAAAUGGGGUUUGGUGUAAAUCUAGGGUGUAUUGCUGUCAUAUAUCACACUACCUCGUAAAAACGACACUGAGGAUUCUGGGCCAACAAAUCAGAGGGAAAAAAUAUGAGUUCUUAUUAUGUGGACGGUCUUCUUAGCAAAUAUACGGCGGCUGGUUCUCUCUUCCCAAACGUGGAGCGGGCGUCUUGCAGUAUUGGACCCAGUGGAGAGGACUAUGGCUCGGCUCGGGCUGCCGCCGCCAUCGCUUUCGCCCCGUCCUUGUCUGGAGUUUACAGCGUCAGUGAUGCAGUGUACCAGAGCCGCCCCAUGUUUACCUCGGGCUACGGCCAGGGCCAGGAGGCGCACACACUGCACUGCAGCCUGUUUGACCAGAGCCGCCUGUUCACCGACAGCUGCUGCCACCCGGAGCCGGGACCCCUCACCUCACCGCCGGACAAACAGUACCGGAUGUACCCCUGGAUGAAAGCAUCAGAUCCAACCAGAAAGCGGGGCCGUCAGACCUACUCCCGGUACCAGACCCUGGAGCUGGAGAAGGAGUUCCACUUCAACCGGUAUCUGACCCGCAGGAGGAGGAUCGAGAUAGCCCAUGCCCUCUGCCUCUCAGAGAGACAGAUCAAAAUCUGGUUUCAGAACCGCAGGAUGAAGUGGAAGAAGGACCACAAGGACGAACCGGUGUCGACCCAAACAGGGGAAGAGGACGGUGAUAUCCAGGCAGCGUCAGAGGGAGGAGAGCCCGAACCUGGAGGCGCCCAGAACGCCGAGCUGGAGUCAGAAACGGCUGCAAAGUAACGGGAGAGACGGACAGAGCAUUACAUGAGAGAAACACACAUGUUCAGUGUGUGUGUGUGUGUGUGUGUGUGUGUGUGUGUGUGUGUGUGUGUGUGUUACAUACAUUCAUGCACUGAGAGCUUUGCAGGCUAACGG